AUGUGCGGCUUAAACCGCAUCUCUGCAUCUAAACGUGGAGCCAGCCAAUCAGCCGCUGCCGUUCUGGUGAGGCGUUUAUCCAGUGUAGAUCCAUUCAGAAGGUCUUUGGCCGUUGGAGGCACGGGAGCUGUGUCUGGGAAUACAGAAUCCAGUUAUGACACUUAUUUUGCCUUUUUGACCUAUGAGACCGAUUCUGUAUGUGUUUGUGGUUUUAUCUGUGCUUUUCUUCUCAAGGAUGCACGGAAAGCAUGUGCGGAUGCCACCCUCUCUCAGAUCACAGCCAAUAUUGAGCCUGUGGGACGGAUUCAGAUGCGCACUAGACGGACACUGAGGGGACACUUGGCGAAGAUCUACGCCAUGCACUGGGGCACUGACUCAAGGCUUCUUGUAAGUGCUUCCCAGGAUGGAAAACUAAUUAUCUGGGACAGCUAUACUACAAACAAGGUGCACGCUAUUCCGCUGCGCUCCUCGUGGGUGAUGACUUGUGCAUAUGCACCGUCUGGAAACUAUGUGGCCUGUGGAGGCUUGGAUAACAUUUGCUCCAUCUACAACCUGAAGACCCGCGAGGGGAACGUGCGCGUCAGCCGUGAGCUGGCUGGACACACAGGUUAUCUGUCCUGCUGCCGCUUCGUGGAUGAUAACCAGAUUGUCACCAGCUCAGGCGACACCUCCUGUGCUCUGUGGGAUAUCGAGACGGGGCAGCAGACCACCACAUUCGCAGGUCACACCGGUGAUGUAAUGUCACUGUCUCUGGCCCCAGAUACACGUCUGUUCGUGUCGGGCGCCUGUGAUGCCUCUGCUAAGCUGUGGGACGUCAGAGAGGGCAUGUGCAGGCAAACUUUCACCGGCCACGAGUCCGACAUCAACGCCAUCUGUUUCUUCCCCAAUGGAAACGCUUUCGCCACGGGCUCGGACGACGCCACCUGCAGGCUGUUUGAUCUGCGUGCCGAUCAGGAGCUGAUGGUUUAUUCUCACGACAACAUCAUCUGUGGGAUCACCUCCGUGGCCUUUUCCAAAAGCGGACGCCUGCUGCUUGCCGGCUACGACGAUUUCAACUGCAACGUGUGGGAUGCUCUUAAAGCCGACCGUGCAGGAGUUUUGGCGGGUCACGAUAACCGCGUCAGCUGCUUGGGUGUAACUGACGACGGGAUGGCUGUGGCUACAGGCUCCUGGGAUAGUUUCCUUAAGAUCUGGAAUUAAAGCCGUAAGAUCGCAUCAUCCGGACUCUAAAGUUGACUGGAAGACCAUUCCAAAAUGAAAACGUUUUGAUUUUAUUCCCCUCUCUCCUUCUCAAACACAACAGAACUGACCCCAACAUCUAUAAACGACAAAAGAGCAAACAUUUCUUCUUUGGGGGAAAAAAAAAAAAGAGCACAAUUGUUACACUCAGCUAGAUUGUAGUUGGUAAGUGGAUAAAAGCUGAUAAUUGUGCAUCCUUCUGGGACCAUUUUCUGAUACUGUAUUGAGAGAACACGAGACACUCAUUCCACUGCUAUUGUCAUUAUGCUAACAUCUACAUGAAAACAGGAAUUUUUUUCUAAAAGAAACUAACUCGAUAGCUUUAUGGGCCUUUUUUGGACCUCUCCCCCAGUCAGGAUCGCAGGCGUGCUUUUGUCUCCUAGUUUUGAAAUGUUUCGGGAUCAAAUUUAUAGUUAGGAAUUAAAACAAGCGUGAUGUUCUCCAAGUCGUCAUGUCACAGAGCUUCUUUACAUCAGUAAACGGUAAAGGAUUUGAUCAGGGGACCACUAGCUGCUAUCAAGCCUGUAUAUUUAGUCCCAGGAAAUUUGAUUAUUAAUGUUCUUUUUUUUUUUUGUCUAGUUGUGAAUUUUUGUUUGCACAAGUAAUACAGUUUUGCAGAUACGCUAACUAACCAAGCACGUGCUGUUCAUGAUGACGAAUGCUUGAUUUACGAAGACGAAACCAUGUCAAUUUUAACCAUACUUCUCAUGCUUUUUUGGAAAAUGUAGAGUAAUUCAAUGAAGAUUAAACCAAUCAUUUUAAUAAUUUUAUUUUAUAUUUUUCUUAUCUUUGAUGUGGAGGAUGUUGAAGGAGGGGUGGGCAGUUCUUCAUUUUUUUUGGUUUCAGCAGAAGUGCCCGUUUUGUGCUUGGAAAACAGUUACUACUCUGUGAAUGACAUGUUGUAUAAAUCAAUGUUUUAAAAUAAUGAUAUUGAAAACUUUUUAAGUUUAAAAAAAAAAAAAAAAAAUCUUAUUUUGGUUGUCUGCCAUGGAUGGGAAACUCGUAGAAUCGCAUGCUGUAGAAUUGCUUAAAAGAGGUGCAUAUGGAACUAAAUCCUUGAUGUUUUUCUUUUCUUUUCUUUUUUAAAUAACCUGUUAAAUAGAACAUCACAGUAUUUAUUUUCUUUUUUUUCUUCUUUUGCUACUCUGUGCAUACACAAUUUAGUUUAACUUUCAAAGCUAUGCACUUAAGAGAAGCAAACAUGUUGAUCACAACAGCGAAUGGUGAGUUGUUCUGUCCCUGGAGAGUUUGUGAAUCCCACACACACACACACACACACACACACACUGACCCUGUACAAACACACACACACACUCAAAUAACUAGAACAAAGAAAUCUCUCUGUAGCAAAAGACACAUUUCAGAUACAAAGACAGUGCUAGAGACAUUUUGUAACAAACAGGUUUUUUUGUUCUUUAAUAAAAAAAGGAAGAAAAAAAUGAUGCAGCAUUUGAAUGGCAGAAAUUUCUGUUGUUCCCUCUUGACAUGUAUCAUGAAAAGCGCUCUUUCCUUAGCUGUAGUGGCAUUUCUUCCAUUCUGUUAUUUCUCUGCAACAUUCUGUACAAAAAAAAAAAAAAA
Sinocyclocheilus grahami is the source of this 2817-nucleotide messenger RNA. It is a transcript of the gene gnb1a, whose product is annotated as guanine nucleotide binding protein (G protein), beta polypeptide 1a. The transcript has 10 exons. NCBI's taxonomy places the organism in Eukaryota, Metazoa, Chordata, Actinopteri, Cypriniformes, Cyprinidae. The record is from RefSeq and is a predicted model, not a curated record. Gene Ontology annotation, molecular function: protein binding. The coding region runs from base 1 to 1200 and encodes 399 amino acids. Gene Ontology annotation, biological process: signal transduction.